AAAAGUAUCUACGAUUCUACUAUUUUUUAUAAUUAUUACUAAUUAAUAAUUAUUAAUUCAAACGAUCUUGUACCACCUAACUUAAAAAUAUUAUGUUAAACUACUACAAAAAUAUAACAUUUGACUCAUCCGAAAAAUCGUAAUACGUGUUUUCGAACUUGUCGUUAAAAUGAAAAACAAAUUUGACCUGGACUUAAAUGUACUCUGUAGGCUUUGCCUGCACAAAAGGCCCGAACUGCGUUCGAUUUUCGAUUGCGAUUUUUCUUACCGCAUCGAGUCGUGUGUGGGAAUAGUAGUACAGCAGUGUGAUCUGGGCCCAGCUUACAUUUGCGUUGACUGUCUAAGUAAUUUAGAAAAUUGGGAAGAAUUUAAACAAAAAUGUAUCUCUUCUAAUGAAUGUAUUCAAAACUGCAUCAAGAAGUUUGAAGAAGAAAAAUUAAAUUUGACUGUAGAUAAUUCUGUUAAGCUUGAAGAUCAACUAGAAAUAGAAAUAGAACAGGAAGAUAAUCACGACAGUACGUUCAACAACGAAUUUAACAAUCAAGACUCUGAUAAUGAUUCGUCAAAAUCUAAGUCGCCCAUUUCACUAACAACAAGAGAAGUCUACUUAAGAGCUGUUAAAAAAGAAGUGAAGGCCUUUGAAGUGGCAAAUGCUAAAAUAUCUAAUAAGAAAAAACGUCACGAGUGUGGAAUGUGUUCUAAACAUUUCACUGAAAAAGAAACACUGUACAACCAUUUAAUAGAUUUCCAUAAAUUAGAAGAGAAUAACACCCCACAUUACUGUCUAAUAUGCAAUAAAGGAUAUUGUAGUUAUAAAAUAUAUCAAAAUCAUUGGACUACUGAACAAGAUAUUCAUGGAGCCAUUCAAAUUCAGGAUAAAGUCAAAGACUGUACAAUUGGUUGUGGACUAUGUACUUGUAAAUUUAGCAGGUCGACCAGUCUCUAUCGUCAUCUCAGAAAUCAUGCAUUGAAGAAGGAUCUUAUGCCUCAUUUGUGCUCAUUUUGUCAGGUGGGAUUUCUUGACACAUACAGCCUUUACUUGCAUGCAUCAACCAAACAUGAUGCUGCAUCAGUCACUGUAAAUGAACCACUAAAAGAAUGUUCCGACGUAACAACUAGUCUUAAUCAAGGGGAAGAAUUAUGUGGCAAGAUGACUAUAGCCAAUGACAAUAAAUUUGAGAUUACUACCAAGCGUAAAAUCAAAAAGCUCAACACACUGGAGGACAAGCGAGCAAAGUAUCGAGAACACUACAGGCGGUUCCAGUCGAAGACAUACUCUUGCGAAUUCUGCGAUGUCGCCUAUACCCGGUUUUGUGACCUGUUCAACCACGAUCGUACCGCCCACGACGACAUGCCCAAGGAGUUCAGCUGCCCCACGUGUGGCAAACUGUUCCUGACAGACAGCCGGCUGCAGAUACACCGGAACGCGUUCCAUGCCGAGAAGGCGUUCAGCUGCGACAUGUGCAACGUUCGGUGCAAGUCCAAGCAUACGUUGCGCACACAUAUGCGUAAGCACAGUGGCGUGUUCACGUGCACACACUGUGGCUUGACAACGGCCAGCAACGCGGCGCUCAUAUCUCAUGUGCGCAUACACACCGGCGAGAAGCCGUUCGUGUGUGACCUGUGCGGCAACUCAUACACGUCCAAGUUAGGGCUCACGUCGCACAAGCGCACCCACCAGCAGGAGGCGCUGUUCAAGUGCAACGUAUGUGGGUACACGGGCUCCAGCCAUAGUUCCAUAUACAUACACAGGCAGACGCACAACUCAGACAAGCCGUUUGUGUGCGAUGUAUGCGGCAAGACGUUCAAGAUCAAGGUGCGGCUGGUCGACCACCAAAAGAUACACUUCGCGUCCAAGGACUAUGUGUGCGAGGUGUGUAACAAGGCGUUCCUGGCCCGGUACCAGCUGGUUCAGCACUCCCGCACUCACUCUGGUGAGAAACCAUUCCAGUGCCAUUUGUGCACCAAGGCGUUUGCCCGGCGGGAUGGGCUCUCUGAACACAUCAGGACACACACAGGUGAGAAACGGUAUACGUGCACGGAGUGCUUCCGCACAUUUUCGUUCUACAAGAGCAUGAAGAAUCACAAGUGCUCGGUGGCUACUGGCAGUGGUGACGAUGACGACAGCGAUGUGGAUGAUGACAUCUGUACUGAGAGGGUACAAACAACUACAGAUCCAAUGCUUUCCACCACAUUGCAAAAGACUACUGAACCAAACGCGUCCACGUUGGACCAGUCUGGAGCCGACAACAGCGGCAGUGGUGUUCCAGCGUUUCCCGUUAGCUGCAAUUUAUCCAACGGCUGGACACCCAAUUAGGAAGUGCUUUGCGAACUAUUUAAUUAUACAUUGGUAUAAAUGAUGGGAGAUUUUCCGGUGACCUGUUCAUGUUCAUGGUCUGAAUAGCUUUAAAAAACCAAUUUUUUUCGGUUAAAUCUUUCUGGCCUGCCUUAACAAUUUCCAGGCCUGAAAUAUUGUCUCAUUCUGCCCUGGCUGUGUGGGACUGAAAAUUAGUUGAAAAUCCUUUUUAAAUUUCAUGAGAGUUAAUAUUUUCUUGAUACUGAGGUGGAAACACCUAGUUAGAAUUUACUAUUGAAAUAUAUUUAUAUAUCUAUACUAUAUAGUUUAUAUACUAUUUCUGUCUAUAUUUAUGACCUUAGUUUUAUACAUAUUUUAUUAUUAUUUAUUAUAUAAUUCUGUACCCCAGAGGUAAAGGACACUAUGUCCAUUUUUUCACAAAAAUGAGUUAGCGCUAUCCCUUGUACAUUUUUUGCUCUGUGACUAGUUAUUAUUAGUAACAGAAAUAAGACUAUUAAAAAUAAACCAUGUCCUCUUUUAUAUGGGUAUACAACACAAUUUGUACCUAUCUCCUGUAAAAUUACUAUUUUGUGACAUGGUGUCAUUUACCUCCGGGGUACAGAAUUAUUAUCUAUCAUCUACUCUAGUGACGACUAGCAACCCAAAAACGAUGAAUCUUUGUAUAUGAGUGUAGUGUACCACUCUGCAGAUUAUGACAUAUAUGAGCCACAAAAAUGAUGUAAAUGAAAAAAUAAAUGAAAUCAUUGAUUGUAUAUUAAAUUUUCAUAUUACCUAUAAUAUUAUGUUACAACAGUAAUAUUCACAUGUAUGUUAGCUGUUUAGGUAUGUCAAUAUGUGUAAUAUAUAAAUAAAAAUAUCAAAAAACUU
Metopolophium dirhodum (rose-grain aphid) is the source of this 3184-nucleotide messenger RNA. RefSeq names its product zinc finger protein 420-like. Gene Ontology annotation, molecular function: RNA polymerase II transcription regulatory region sequence-specific DNA binding; DNA-binding transcription factor activity, RNA polymerase II-specific; zinc ion binding. Gene Ontology annotation, biological process: regulation of transcription by RNA polymerase II. The transcript is spliced from 5 exons. Gene Ontology annotation, cellular component: nucleus. Lineage: Eukaryota; Metazoa; Arthropoda; Insecta; Hemiptera; Aphididae. The record is from RefSeq and is a predicted model, not a curated record. Bases 170 to 2317 code for a protein of 715 amino acids.